Rubroshorea leprosula is the source of this 906-nucleotide messenger RNA. The record is from the annotation of a GenBank genome assembly. NCBI's taxonomy places the organism in Eukaryota, Viridiplantae, Streptophyta, Magnoliopsida, Malvales, Dipterocarpaceae.
UGUUUCUACGAAUUAAGUUGUAUUCACUGUUCUCAUCUCAGUAAACAAUCUUACUUCAAUGGAUAAAUCUUGGAUAAGCCUUGAAAAAAGGAAAUCCUUGAGAUACGAACGAGGAGCUUUGGGUUUUAUUGAGUUUGCCUCAAAGCAACAAACUAAAGAUGGAAAAAUCAAAUGUCCUUGUACGAUUUGUGGCAACGUAAUAGAGCUGUCUAAAGAAGAAGUGUUUGAUCAUAUCAUAUGCAAAGGAUUUCUUAGAGGUUAUGUUCAUUGGGUAUGGCAUGGUGAGGGUAUUGGAUCAUCUACUACAUCUAAGGGUGUCAGUCACAAACAGGAAGUGGGGUUCCAACACGACUUGCAUGGUUUGCUGAAUGAUGCAAAAGCCGAUAUGAAUGUUGAUCCGGUAGAUACAAGUACUGGGAUGAAAGAUGACCAUGGUAAAAGACGGCAGGGUAAAUAUGGAAGUAAAAACCUGAAAGGCUAUGUUCAACGUAAGAGAAUGAUAGCAAAAUCCAAGAAAACAGCUUCAUCGCCCAUCAAGACUGGACAACUCAGGGGGGACCAACUCCAAGAACUAAUGGAAAAGAUGGUAGAGGGCGUGGCUCAUCUCGUAUCAAUGUUCCAAGUACAAGCAAUGCAUGAUGCAACAAAUAGUGCCGGUCGAGCUGGAGGAAGGUAACUUGUAGAUAUCUGGUGGAUGUGGGAUUUAGUAGAUAAACCAUGAGUGAUUUUGGAGAAACUUUCUCAGCUGAACUUUCUCAACAUUAUAUGACAAUUUAAUGUUUUAAGCUAUUUUGUUGGAUAGUUUAAUUUGUCAUUGGUUGGUAUGUUGUGAUUUCUAGUUUUUCAUUUGGAUUUUGAUUUAUGUUUUUUUUAAAAAAAAAUUAAAAAUAAAAUUAACAAGUAUUA